AUGAGGCUCCUCGGCAUUCUUCCCAUAUUAGUAUCAGCGGCAAGUUCGCUCAACUUGGAACCCAACUACACCUCCCCUGCAGGGGUUGAGAUCUUUAAUCCCUCAGUGCUAUUCCCACCCACCGGGCCGUGGAGUCUGAUGUCAAAGGCAGGAAACACUGUCUAUGUCGCCGGCAUGCGCGGCAUUUACCCAUCCAACAAUACCCUUGCUCCGGUGGGUAUUGACCGGAUCCGCCAAGCUUACGGCAACAUGAUCCAACUUGCCGAGCUUGCUGGCACGGAUCGGUUUUCGGCAGUGCGUCUUAUUGUCUACACGACCGACAUGUAUCGCUAUAGGCCUUUAUGCAACCAGGCACAGACAGAGCUUUGGGGAAACGACCCUAAUAGACAUCCUCCUAGAUCGAUCAUUGAGGUGCAGAGGCUAAAUGACGAUGACAUUGUGGAGGUAGAAGGAACGUUCCUGGUCACCUCUGACUAA
This is a messenger RNA of Colletotrichum godetiae, 477 nucleotides long. Its product is annotated as endoribonuclease L-PSP. The transcript is spliced from 2 exons. Bases 1 to 477 code for a protein of 158 amino acids. The record is from RefSeq and is a predicted model, not a curated record. Lineage: Eukaryota; Fungi; Ascomycota; Sordariomycetes; Glomerellales; Glomerellaceae.